Cheilinus undulatus (humphead wrasse) is the source of this 9078-nucleotide messenger RNA. RefSeq names its product retinoic acid receptor beta-like. The coding region runs from base 45 to 1511 and encodes 488 amino acids. Gene Ontology annotation, molecular function: nuclear receptor activity; nuclear glucocorticoid receptor binding; zinc ion binding. Lineage: Eukaryota; Metazoa; Chordata; Actinopteri; Labriformes; Labridae. The transcript has 8 exons. Gene Ontology annotation, cellular component: nucleus; transcription regulator complex. Gene Ontology annotation, biological process: retinoic acid receptor signaling pathway; cellular response to corticotropin-releasing hormone stimulus; regulation of transcription by RNA polymerase II. The record is from RefSeq and is a predicted model, not a curated record.
UUCAUCCAUAACGCACAAGACUAGCGGAGCGACGCGCCGUCAUCAUGUUUGACUGCAUGGACGUGCUGGCCGUGAGUCCUGGACAGAUGUUGGAUUUCUACACGUCCAGCCCGAGCUCGUGCAUGCUGCAGGAGAAAGCUCUGAAAGCCUGCAUCAGCGGACUGGCGCACAGAGAGUGGCACCACCGGCGGAGCGCACACUCCAUUGAAACACAGAGCACCAGUUCUGAGGAGCUCGUCCCCAGCCCGCCAUCCCCGCCACCCCCUCCCAGAGUCUACAAGCCCUGCUUCGUCUGCCAGGACAAGUCGUCUGGAUACCACUAUGGAGUCAGUGCUUGUGAAGGCUGCAAGGGUUUUUUCCGCAGAAGCAUCCAGAAGAACAUGGUGUACACGUGUCACCGGGACAAGAACUGCAUUAUCAACAAGGUGACGAGGAACCGCUGUCAGUACUGCCGGCUGCAGAAGUGCUUCGGAGUGGGAAUGUCCAAAGAGUCUGUUCGAAAUGACCGGAAUAAGAAGAAGAAGGAGAACCCAAAGCCGGAGCUGGCAGAGAGCUACGAGCUGACAGCCGAGCUGGAGACCAUCAUCGACAAGAUUCGAAAGGCCCAUCAAGAAACCUUCCCCUCCCUCUGCCAGCUUGGCAAAUAUACCACGAACUCGAGUGCAGACCACCGUGUGAGGCUGGACCUGGGCCUGUGGGACAAGUUCAGCGAGCUGGCCACUAAGUGCAUUAUCAAGAUCGUGGAAUUUGCCAAACGAGUGCCUGGCUUCACGGGGCUGACCAUCGCAGACCAGAUCACGCUCCUGAAAGCUGCCUGCCUGGACAUUCUGAUCCUGCGCAUCUGUACAAGGUACACCCCAGACCAGGACACCAUGACCUUCUCUGACGGGCUGACCCUCAACCGGACGCAGAUGCACAACGCUGGCUUCGGCCCACUCACCGACCUGGUGUUCACGUUUGCCAACCAGCUGCUGCCCAUAGAGAUGGACGACACAGAGACAGGCCUCCUCAGCGCCAUCUGUCUCAUCUCUGGAGACCGUCAGGACCUGGAGGAGCCGUCAAAGGUGGACCAGCUCCAGGAGCCACUUCUUGAAGCUCUGAAGAUCUAUGUGAGGAAACGUCGGCCCAGCAAACCCCACAUGUUCCCCAAAACCCUGAUGAAGAUCACAGACCUGCGCAGCAUCAGCGCUAAAGGAGCAGAGCGGGUCAUUUCUUUGAAGAUGGAGAUCCCUGGUUCCAUGCCCCCGCUUAUCCAGGAGAUGCUAGAGAAUUCGGAGGGCCAGGACGGUCAGAGCAGCAGCAGCAGCAGCAGCAGCAGCAGCAGCAGCAGCAGCAGCAGUAGCAGCAGCAGUAGCAGCAGCAGCAGCAGCAGCAGCAGCAGCACUUCAGCCGAGGCGGUGGCGAGUCCCAGCAGUAAGGACAGCACCACCGAGGACGUCCCUGCUGCUGAGUCACCAGAGUCCUUGGACACAGAGGGGGCUACGGCCACACCACCCAGCGAUGAGCCCUAGGAGGUACCCACAGGUGACUCUCCAAAACUCUCUGACAGUCCUUUGCACAAAAAAAGGAACAGGCGGGCAAGGCUCCGACCUCCUAUAAUCCCUUGACCCCUCUCCUUUGCUUGGUAUUACGUUAUCUUUAUAUCCUCGUCCUCUUUUUCUCCCCUAAUAUUCCCUCCUUAAAAAGAAAAUGUUGACACGGAGGCCUCAAAGGAUCAGUGCUUUGUGUAUAAUUCUGAAUUGAGCUCUUAUUUGGCGUGGCGUCUCUGGGACCGGGACUGUGACAGGAGGGCGUGGCCCCCGAAUCCGCCAGAGUUGAUACUCCUCAGGUCUCCUGUGUAAAUUCUUCUCUGCAUGACGGGAGUGAUCAGUGGUUUUACUCCUCUCUCUCUUUUUCUCCUCAUCUCGCCAUCUCUCGUAUUGUUGGCAUCCGUACAUUGUACAUACCAUUGUAUGGUUAGAUCUCUGUUUCUAUGAUGAAUUUUGUGGUGCUUUUUUCAUUGUCUUAAAUAUUAUCUUUGAGGCGAUACAUUAAGGUUUAAGCGGGACUAAUUGUACGUCCCUGAAAAAGUUAUCUAGAAUGUUAUUGCAUAUAGACAUUAUGGAAGUCUAAUAUUUUAUAUUUGUUCCUAUAUUUAAAACUGUUUUUGUCUUUUAUAACACUUCAUGAGUGAGUGUACAUCCACACCGCCAGAAUGCAAAGCUUCUCUCCAUAUCGACAGCCGAGUCUGUUCAACUGUUUCCUCCAAGGAGGGAAGCACAACAGCAGAAGCCUUUGAUACACACUCAUCAGACCAAGCGUUUAAGUCGCCAUCUUGGCGAGAACGGUCAAGGUCCGUCGUAGAGAUUAGAUUUAGAAGAAGUCGCUCUGUGGUGUCUGUAUCUCCUCACUGAAUCAGUGUCCAAACAAAUCGGUUAAAUUAGGUCACUGAAAGAGGCCAGAGAUUUUUCUGCAGUGGGCUAGGAUCACAUCGAACGCUUCCCUUUACCUUACACUUCAACUGGACCAUGAUUCAGUUCAUACUAAGACGCACUUUAUCAUCAUCAGGGCAGGUUACAAGUGAGACAAGGCAAUGUAAUGCUAACGCAUCCUAACACACUAAUACAUAUUUAGACAAUUCAAAAACAGUGAUUUAUAUCCAAUUUGGGCGUUCAGAUACCCAGUGGUAAUCCUCAAUUUGUAGGCUGCGCCUAAACUUGUACUGAAAACACUUUGAUAUCUCUCAGCUCAGACUGCAUACAGAGAUAAUCUGGGAUGUCUUCAUCUGGACUGGUUUGGUUGUGUAGACGCAACUAGUACUGGCAAACAUUAAAGACCACCCUGUUAAUGGAGGUGAUCUCCUGUAUUCUGCUAGUAAACAAAAAGUAUGGCUUUAUUUAUGUCUGUCCAGCCUCACUCAGAGUGAUGGGCUCCUUUUAGAGAUCUGGAUUAUUUUGCUCAGCUCAGUAACAAGAGACAGUCUUUCAGCUCCCAAAUUGGUACUAUUUUGUAGGGAUGCACAAUUUUCUUGGCCUGAUAUUGGUAUCAGCAGUGCUAGCUUUAAAAGUUUAUUACCAGUAUGAACAUUUCUUCAGAUAUUUACAACCUAUCUGCUGCAAAUAAUAGUUGUAUACAUGGACUUCAACACUUCUUAAAACUUUCAAGGACUGAUGUUUCAGGUCUGAAUAACACUCAUGACUUAGUAUCAUGGGUAUUGGCUAAAAUUAUUUUUUUAGAUAGCCUUCCAUUGUAUACACUGCUUAUCCCAUUUGUGGUCACAGGAAGCUGGAGCUAAUCCCAGCUGCCAUUUGGCGAGAGGUGGGGUACACCCUGGACUGGUCACUAGUCAACCACAGGCCUGACACAGAGAGCCGGGCACCCACACACUCACACCUACAGGCAAUUUAGGGUCACCAAAUAAACUAAUGAGCAUGUUUUUGGUCUACAGGAAGAAGCCAGAGCAUUCGGAGAGCCCACAUGUAAACUGCAAAUGAAAGCCCUCAUCUAACUGAGAACUAAACAAGGAACCUCUUUGCUGUUAGGCAACAGCGCUUGAAAAUAUCACAUAUGAGCAAAAUCUAAUAACAUGCAUCCCUGCAAUUUUGCCUUUUAUGUCUUUAUAACAACACAAAAAAUGAAAAAAAAAUGGAAACGGUCUCUCAAAUAGGAGCCAGCUCAAGUUGUCUUGAAUAGUCAUUUUUAUCUUACCAGUGCCCUACAUGAUAAAUUUGUAAAAUAGUGUAUAAACAUGUCGUUUAAAAGCAUGUUCAUGACAACAUUAGGUGGAAAAGCUGUUAAAGAGGCAUCACUAGCCUUUUAGCUUGUGGAUAGCUGGCCACCAUUCAUUCUUACCAGCAGCAGCUCCACUGCAUACAGCAUGUAGGUAUACCUCUGUAAGAGAGCCACAGAAAUCAUGUAUUGGUUGUUGUUUGCAUUAGAGGUUCAGAGAGGUGGACUGUAAUUGCAGAGUAAGGAUGCAGAGUGUAGCCACUUGCUAUCCAAAUGCCCAAAAUGGAUUGUUAAUACAAAAUGUAAACAGGGUGUAAGACUCUACAUUAAAAAUAAGCAUCCACAUAUGCAGUGUGGAAUACAUUUGGCUUCACAUUGGUGAACUUGUAAUUCUUCAACCUAAACCUCCAAAAUGUAUCUAUUUUUCCUUAGGUCAGAGCAGAUAUUUCUCCGAAGCUUAAAGAAAACUUUCCCAAGCUUAACAAGUCAAGGGUACCUCAAAACAGGCAUAAAAAAGUGCCUAUUUUGUGAGCUGGUAUAAGUUGUGAUACGGAGAUCAUGACAAAGUGUUGGCUCUUGAAAACCUAGCCUUAACAUUAGAAAAAAUGUAUGGGGAUAUAUCAGACAGGUUGUAAGAGAGCUAGCAACUUAGCCUGGUUAUCUUAAUGUCUAGAAGUGUUGUAUUAGAUUUGAGAACAUGUUCACCUACACAACUAUAGUACAUAAGGUUAAGGAACUAAGAAGUUGGCUGGUGUGUCAUGAAAAUUUGGUCCAUAAUUUUAGCACUCAUUUUCUUUUUGUCUUUCGAAUAAGUUUGGCUAACCUCUCUGACAGCAAUGUUGCCGCUUUCACAGAUCAGAGCAAUCAAACAGACAAAAAAAAACCAGAUUCAUCCUUCAAGUUUUGACUUCAAAAGAAAAAUACUGUUUAAUACAAUGGCAGUUUGAGUGUUGCUUUCAUUUUGUUCACCAAAGUGACUGCUAAGAUCUUGUAAACCAUCAACAUUGCUUUAAAAGGUCCAACAGGGCAAAAAAAUAAAUAAAUAAAUAAGAGCGGUCAGACAAUCAGUUUUUAAUAAACCCUCAGGUUAGACAAACAGGUGUUAGAGACAGAGAAGAAGAUGCUGAAAUUUGAACCCCCAAAUUUUAACAUCUUUCAGUUCAUCUUCAGCCUAUUUCUAUCAUGUUUCCUUUUUGACUAGUUUUAUCACUCCCAAACACACCAAGAACAAAACUAACAAACAUAACUUUAAGCUAAAAUCAACACUGGUACUUUCACUGUCUGUGCUAGCGAAUUAAGUAGUCACAUUGCUACAAAUGGUCAAUACAGCUAAAAACCACGGUCAAAUGUAUAAGACAUUUAAGCUGUGCAUAUUUUAUUGUAGGCCUACUGUGUCACUUUGCUAACAUUGUUAACAAACCAGAUCUACACAAAUGUUUGUCUGUUAGCUGUUACCCAUUACCAAUAUCAGUGACAUUAUGUUCCUGACUUACUGUGAUCAUUUAAAAACCCUCAAGUCCUCUUUUAUUGUAUUUAUAGCAUCAAUAAUGAUAGACUGUUUCAGUAGCCAACACUGGUUUAAAAUAGACUGUUAACUCACCAUCCUCAGUGCUCAACAGUGAGCAAUGCUAGCCUAGCUUACAUUGCUCUUCUCAGACUGAAUCCCUUAGAUAUCUACAAGUAGUUCUUGCUAGGCCACUACAGCUCAUAAGACUAUGUCUUUGCCAGAGCCAUUUUGGAGAGGAGUGGCCCCUAAAAUAUUAUCAGAAGUUAAAGCAAUAUGCUUCUGUAGAAAACAGCCUUUGCAAUGGCUUGAUAUAAUGUCUUUAUGGUAGAAAUUCCACUGAUUGCGCUUUAGGGGAAUCACAGUACUCUUAAUUUUUUUUAACCAUUUUUUAAAAUUCAAAUGAAAGUAUCCUGGACCAUAAAUGCAUGUCUGGCAUCAGUGACUAAACAAACAGCUUGAAGACUUCUAAAUAUCCUAACUGUAGAUCCCUCCAACUGUCACAGACAUUUGGAGCUAAGGCAACCCCUUUCCAAGAUGGCGCCCAUGUUGGUGCUAGAGGCCAGAAUGCAGCAUCUACAUGCAGUGUCUAUGCUCUGAUUACUGUUUAAGUUUGCUUUUUGAAAUAUCUAUCUAAAAAAUAUAUAUCUGAAAAACCCAACCUGCAGUCCCAUACAGAACAAGAAAUAGCAAUUUUGUAAUAGUUCUGUUCUUCUUGCUUUUAAUUUGAAUCAAUUUUCUGCUUGAAGUUAUUGGGAUGUAACAUCUUACCUUGUUUCAGUACUUUACGUCAGACAAGGCAAUUAUUCUUAAAGGCAAAAGUCAAGUAUCUUGACAUGUAUCAAAUGUUUGUUUUUCUGUGGCAUUUCGUUGCUAGACCGUCUUCUGCCCUUUAAAUACUUCCUGUCUAUGUAACGGUUUUAGAUUUGAGCUUUCAAUGUGGUCACAGCCUAACUUUAAUUUUUAAACGUCUGUCGGUCUAAUGAGUGUGUAUCCGCCGCUACCAACAUGUACUACCAACUGAACGCACACUGGCUCUGUUAUGGCCUUAUGAACAGAGCUCCUCAACCUGCUCUCCCUUUUCAGAAGUGUCUUGAUUGAAACAUGGGGGGCAAUGCAAUCCUUAAAACACGUCGAUGACCGUACCACGAGUGCCGGGACGAUUGUACUCUAAUGUAGAAAGCACACAGUGGGGCGGGGUUGGCAGAUCCUCUCCGAACGUUCGCCUUGCUCUUCAGACUUGACAGUGUAAGCUACAUUUACCGAUGCAGAAGGAGAUUCCAGAUGACUUUUGAACCCCCGGAGAAGUGCAGUCGAGCAAAGCCUCUCUUUGGACAACUGAGCUCUUAAUCUCAUUGGCAGGCAGGGAAACAGGCGGUGUGUUUUACAUCAGAGGAGGAGAAAUUAAAAGAUGAUCAUAGAAAGCUGCUUUUCUCCACACAGCUGAGGUCACACAUGACACUCAACAAAAGGAAAUAACCCUCAUUUUAUCCACUUAAAGGACCCAGAUCCCUCACUACCCAGCUGUCUCUGCAGGACGAUAAUCGCCUCUGUUAUUUCCUGAUGUGAAUCUUUGUUCAUUUACAGUAGAAGGGUACAAACUAACUGAAGCACUUAAACAUGAUAAACCCUUGAAAGCUGUAGCUGUAGAUCCUUGAAAACCAGAGAAGACUAAGUUGAGCUUUAAAGAAAUGAAGCACAACUGUGUAAAAUGUGUUAAAAUGUCUGUUGGUCUCAGUCAAGAGAUCUAAUGUUUAGACCAUGUAUACAUGUCACUGAUCUGCUCAAAUCAGAGUCAAUUUUUGCUUUAAAUAUGUUCAAUCUUGAAAUGGAAAUUUCCUAACAGCCACUUACAUUUUAAUCAUGAUUAAUCCCACAAUAUCUGUGGUAAGUGUGAUUAAAUGGCAAAGGAACUUGUGAUGGACUAAUAAGGAACAAGGAAAUAGAGAAAUGACAAGGUACCAGGAGUGUCCCAGGUAGAUUUUACUAAGUGGAGACAGUUGCAUAUAAGAAUGUGCAUAUCUUUGACUGAUAUAUGAUAUACGACUGAUAUAUAAUAACUCUGACUUUUGUCAUCACAGAAGCAAAACUAUUAGGCUCAAAGCUUGCCAAAAGAAAACACCACACUUCUGUUUCUUUGCAUUCAAAAUAAAAGCACUAAAUGCCAUAUUUCUUUACAGGAUUAGUCUGAAAUUCACAGGGCAGAGAAUGAAACGUGCAAUGUGGACAGCGAGCAGCAUGCUCACAGAGGAAAUCAGUAGUUCUGCUUCUUGCAUUUAAUCCAAUAUAAGAAAAUAAGCCGACCCUACAGGGUAGUGACGGUUUCUGGGUCUCUUCAGCACAUAUAACAAACUCCAUCUGCAUCCCAUCCUUGCUCAGAAAUACAUAUCAUAAGGGAAACCAGAGCUGUUUUUUUUUGUUUUUAACGUGUUUGAAUGUGAAUAAUGUCCUGGAGUCUGUCAGAAGAAUGAUAUGCAGUGUUAAGGAAAUCUUACUUCUAUCUCAAUGUAACAUAAGAAAUGCCCUCCCUCCGCUCUCUCUCUGUCUUGCUCUCCUGGUGAGAGGUGAUGGGAGGCAUCUUGGUGUAUUUGGUUUUUUUCUUGUUUUGUUUUCUUGAAGAUGGAAAACCUUCACAGCCGAAGAAUGUCCACAUCCACCCCUGAAGCAUCAGGCUCCGCCCUCAGGCGCCUGACCGCCACAGGGUCUGUUAUCUGUUCCUUUAGGAAACAGCUUCACAAUGCUGAAUUACUCUUGUUCGUUUCUGUUGAAUGUUGUACCGACGUAACUGUAAUACUCUACUAUCUAGCUCACUGCAGAGAUGUUAUAUAAAUGGUGUGUGCUUUGCAUUCCAAUUGGCAGCUCUGUGGAAAAGACGCUCUGUUUUUCUGUCCUUGGGAACAUCAACACAUCCAAGAGGAAUUAAAAAAAAAAAAAAAAAAAAAAAAAAAGGAUAAGGAGCUGGAACUCUGUGGGCUGACCCGAGCUCCACAUGACACAAACGUUUGAUUUAAGACAGAAAGAGAAGCCCACGAGUGGAAGAGAUGGACGACCAAGUCACCUCAGCAGAUAUCUUUGAUAUGUUCUGUUACUGUUUCAUGUCAAACAACAGAGCUGCUCCCCCUUCUCCUCUUCAGCCAGGGAGCCAAUCAGCUGUCGUCAAUCAAUCAAACCCAAUCAAUCGGCAGCUGUUUGGUUAACAGGUCAACUAAUGAAGUAGGGUUAGACCGAUACGGGGCUUUAAAACUGGACAUUUUUUAAUUUAAAUUGGUAUAAUCAAUAUUUUCUUCCAAUUAGCGCAGCUUAAUGUUUAAACCCAUUUCUUUCAUAAUAGGUCGAACAAAAGGCCUUUCAACUGCACCAAGAUGGCUUAAAUACACCAAGCAGUCAAUAUUUAAUACAAAGUCUAAGUCAAUUUUGAAAGUUAUUACAAACUCAGAGAUUUUUACCCAAUUCUGCUGUGUCGUAGCUUCUUGUUUUUCUGACUUGUAUGAUUCCAAGAUGGUCACCUCUUUUUAUGACCCAAUAGUCAACAAAGAAAAAAACAAUAGCUUAUUCAUUUUAAAAGGAAUAAACAGCUAAAGCUAAAUCCCAAGUAGGAUGCUUAUUUAGAGGUAUAGUAUAAAAAUUCAACACGAGCCCCAGGUAUUGGUCCAACCCUAGUUAAAGGAGCCAGGAAACCCGACUGUGAACCUCAGAAUCAAUCAUUCGCAGCAGCUCUGUUGUCGUUUGUCCUGAAGGUGUUCUUGGUAAAAACCACAAACUGUCCACAGUCGCCUUUUUUCCAUCAUCAGACGUCACCACCAAUCACAUGCAGUGUUGUAUAGUCAUGUUAAUAUAAGACAUAAGGGUGGGGGGGGGGCAGCGGU